Molecule: messenger RNA, 2073 nt
Organism: Nipponia nippon (crested ibis)
Lineage: Eukaryota; Metazoa; Chordata; Aves; Pelecaniformes; Threskiornithidae
Source: RefSeq, a predicted model, not a curated record
AUGGGGAAGAACAGGGGAGACGCCUUAUUGGCAGACCUGGAAUCCACCACCUCGCAUAUCUCCAAACGACCAGUGUUUCUAACAGAGGAAACACCUUACUCCUAUCCAACUGGAAACCACACGUACCAAGAGAUUGGCGUGCCGCCGCCAGUGCCCCCGCCACCCUCCAACGAGGCCCUGAAUGGCACUGUGAUUGACCCCUUAGAUCAGUGGCAACCCAACGUAUCCAGAUACGUCCACCAGCAACCUCAGUCCCAGUCUCCUAUAUACAGCUCUAGUGCCAAAAGCUCCAGUGCCUCUGUUCCUAGAGACGGGCUCAGCUCUCCUUCUCCUCGUGCCAGCGAAGAGGAACACGUCUACAGUUUCCCGAACAAGCAGAAGUCUGCAGAACCAUCUCCCACAAUGACCAGCUCCUCUCUGGGCAGCAACCUCUCAGAACUGGACAGACUUCUUCUGGAACUGAAUGCUGUUCAACAUAAUCCCGCCAGUGGCUUCCCAGGAGAUGAAGCCGGCAGAAGCCCAUCACUGCCCAGUGUGACUGGACCUCACUAUGUCAUCCCAGAGAGCAGCAGCUCCAUGGGAGGGAAGGCUGCACCCCCUACAAAAGAAAAGCCAAAGCGAAAUGGUGCACGUGGGAUCGAAGAUGUGCGUCCCAGUGUGGAGAGCCUGCUGGAUGAGCUGGAGAGUUCAGUGCCAAGUCCAGUGCCUGCAAUCACUGUGAGCCAAGGUGAGGUGAGCAGCCCCCAGCGGGUCACCGCCAGUCAGCAGCAGACCCGUAUAUCUGCUUCUUCAGCUACACGAGAACUGGAUGAGCUGAUGGCGUCUCUCUCCGACUUUAAGUUCAUGGCGCAGGGGAAAGCCGGGAGCAGCUCCCCUCCAUCCACAGCCUCCAAGCCUGGCAGUCAGCUGGACACCAUGCUGGGAAGUCUCCAGUCUGACCUGAACAAACUGGGUGUAGCUACAGUUGCCAAAGGUGUCUGUGGAGCCUGCAAGAAGCCUAUUGCUGGGCAGGUAGUUACAGCCAUGGGGAAAACCUGGCACCCUGAGCACUUCGUCUGCACCCACUGCCAGGAGGAGAUCGGGUCGCGUAACUUCUUUGAGCGGGAUGGUCAACCCUACUGCGAGAAGGACUAUCACAACCUCUUCUCCCCUCGCUGCUACUACUGCAACGGACCGAUCCUUGAUAAAGUGGUGACGGCUUUGGACAGGACAUGGCACCCUGAACACUUUUUCUGUGCCCAGUGUGGAGCUUUCUUCGGACCUGAAGGAUUUCACGAGAAGGAUGGCAAAGCCUAUUGCCGCAAGGACUACUUUGACAUGUUUGCUCCCAAGUGUGGAGGCUGUGCCCGGGCUAUCCUGGAAAACUACAUCUCUGCCUUGAAUACCCUGUGGCACCCCGAAUGCUUUGUCUGUCGGGAAUGUUUCACACCGUUCAUCAAUGGCAGCUUCUUUGAGCAUGACGGGCAGCCCUACUGCGAGGUGCAUUACCACGAGCGUCACUGCUAUGGAGCCACGCGGGGUGUGCGACUCGCUGAGAUCAGAGCGUCAGCGCAGGCAGCCAGGACCCUGCAAGGGUCUCUCCAGUUCCAUUACACUCAACUCCUGGAUGAUUACCCAAAAUGUUUCAUCGUGGGAGCAGACAACGUGGGAUCCAAGCAGAUGCAGCAGAUCCGCAUGUCCCUGCGUGGGAAGGCCGUUGUGCUGAUGGGGAAGAAUACUAUGAUGCGCAAAGCUAUCCGGGGUCAUCUGGAGAACAACCCUGCCUUGGAAAAGCUGCUGCCUCACAUCCGUGGGAAUGUGGGCUUUGUCUUCACCAAGGAGGAUCUGACGGAGAUCCGGGACAUGCUGCUGGCUAACAAGGUGCCAGCCGCUGCCCGUGCUGGUGCUAUUGCUCCUUGCGAUGUGACUGUGCCGGCCCAGAACACUGGUCUCGGACCCGAGAAGACCUCCUUUUUCCAGGCCUUGGGCAUCACCACGAAGAUUUCCAGAGGGACCAUUGAAAUUCUGAGCGACGUGCAGCUCAUCAAGACCGGGGACAAGGUGGGUGCCAGCGAAGCCACCCCCCCCGCCUGA